GACGCGCUGGGCCGGGCUGGAGGGCGUGGACCUUGGAGGCGUGGACCGCGUGCACGCAGGAGACCAGGAGCACGGCACUACUGAGCUGUCCCCGAGCCAAGGCAGCGAUCGGACCGUUACCAGUACCCCCUCCACAAGGCCGGCCGGAGCACACGGGCGGGUACAGGCGGACUUUUAGGAGGUUGAGGGGACCAUUUUAACGGUCUCAAGGAUCCGGUGACCGAGAAGUUGCGCUUCUGACAACGUUCUGUGAACGAGAGUCUCUUGAAAGCCGUGGUCAUCAUGGGCGUCCUGGGGCUGGAGAAGUACAUCAUGGCGUUGCGUCCGACUCCCUGCCCUCGUGUUAGCGUCGCUGCACUGGCAGAGAAGCAUAAGAAGGAGACGGGCUGUGACAGAGCCGUAGCCGUGGUGGAUGGCGGCUACCUAGUGUACCAGGAGGCGGCGGGCGGCGGUGAGGAGCUGUACGGCGGCCAGUUGAAGCAGCUCUCGGAGCGUUUGGUUGCGUUCGCCUCCCUCCUGCAAGGUGCGGGUGUGACGCCGGUGUUCUACUUCAAGGGGUCGCCGAGCAAGGGCCGCCUCGGCGUGUGGGGGAACCAGAAGCAGCAGAAGCAGGACCGCGUGCGUGCCGCCUACGCCAGCAUCGCGGGGUGGGGCGCAGCGCCGUCGAGGAACCAAGAGAACCAGUUACGCGGAGCCCGAUGUGGCCGCGGUACCAGAGGAGGUCGCGGUGCGGGAGGAGGCCGUGGAGGUCCAAAUUUCAAUUGCUUUCCAGUCGCGAUGCCCUCGGCCGCGUUUGCCUCUGCCAAGUUAGCUCUCAAGCAAGCUGGCUUCCAGGUACUGGUGUCCAUCGGCGAGCAGGACGUGGAGAUGGCGCGGUACUGUCGCCGCCACGAGUGCUUCGCGCUGCUGGCGCGCGACACGGACUUCGUCGCCAUGGACACGGCCCACUACUUCCUGUCCGUGGCGCACCUGCGCCCGGACUUGACCACGGUGCACUUCGACCGGGACGCCAUCGCCCGGCAGAUGGGGCUGCACGGCCGAGAGCAACUUCCCCUCCUCAUGGCGUUGCUGCCCAACGGCUGCGUCCCGGCCUCGUACCUCAUCCCACUGCACCUCCAGGCGGCGGGCCAGCCCCUGGCGUCGCUGAACCCAAAUAUGAAGUUCCCGCUGGAGGCCGUGGUCACCAGACUCUGCCAGCUGGUUCGCAACAGGCUGUGCGCCGUCUCCGCUGCGGACGCCGUGGUCAUGGUCCUGGACAAGUCCAUGUCCGAAUACCCUGCCUCGGUGAUGAGCGAGUUCGCGAGAGCGCUGGGCUUCGCGGGCAGCAUGGAGUUCCGCGAGGCGCUGAGGAAGCAACUGGCGGCCAGCCUGGAGGCGCACGACUACAGAGGCUCUCAAGGCGCCACGCUGCCGCCGCCCGGGACCGAGGACACGGUGCUGGAGCUGGCGCGUGCCCGCCACGCGGCGAUGCAGUUCGUGAUGCCCAACGUGCUGGUGCUGCUGGAGGGGCGCGUCUGGGAGGAGAGCUGCUCCCUGGAGGACCCCGCGCUGCCCGCGCGAUGCUGCUCCACCGAGGCGCUGCGGCCCUUCCGGCGCCGCCUGUACGGCGUGCUGCUGCACGAGCGGCGCGCCGAGCGCACCCACCGCCCCGUGCGCGAGUUCAUCGUGCCCAACAGCGGGGAAGGCGCUCUCCGGCCCGUGGAUGUCGUCCCCGCCGAGCUGGAUGAAGCUGCUGUGCACCACCCCGGCCUGCCGGCCUUGUGGUGUGGGAUGGUCAUGGAGGAGGCGCGGUGGCGGCUGCUGUCGUGGUGCCUGUGCCCGUCGCCACGACGAGGCACCGACCUCCUGAAUCGCCUGCGCGCCCUGCCGCGCCGCCACGCCCUGCUCGCCGCGGCGCUGUUCCUCCUGAGCCACUGCGGCGUCAUUGGGGCGUCCAUCCAGGCGUCUGUGGGCCCGUCCGCCAAGGAAUCCAUCUCCGUAAGAACCGCGUCGAGUGACGGUGAAGCGGCUGAGGCACCACCCGGCCAUGGAGCGGGCAUCGAGUACGAACCCCAUUCCGUGGAGCAAGUUGUUCGUCUGUUUGCCCGGACUUGCAUUCGUGUCGAGCGGCUGACAGCCUUCGAAAUAGAGCAGCUCACUCCGCCUCGGCCUCGACGCCUUGCAGUGCACCUGGCCGCGCUCUUCUUGCGGGCCUGCACGCACCUGCUCGUCCUGAAUGACGUCAUCGGGGCGGUGGUGCCGGUCGACGAGGUUCAACCUGCAAGCUUCUUCGAUGGUAAGGUGUUCCACUCUUUAUUGGCCGAGGACACUGCACGCGAGAGCGGCAAUGCUGACGAAGACGCCAUCGUGCUCGCCGUGUGCAGCGACUACCCCUGUGAUUCCUGCAGCCCUGUUGCUCCCGAUGACGCUGGCGGUGACGUCACGGCCCUGGCAGCGGCUUUUGCUCAGCAGCGCCUGUAGUCCGGUUCACCUGCAAGAAGCCAAUCCGCUGGUCUACUGUUACGCGACCUCUCCUCUGAAACGCGGCCAGAAGCCUUUCAAGAACACGUUGACGACAUUUGGCCGCAUUGACAGCCCUCGUGUUGCCGUCAAGCCCUUCUGCUUGUUCUCUAGUUUCAUCGAUGAUGAAGGAUGUGCAUGUCUUAUGCGCCCACUCGAAAAUUGCAAUAAAUAUUACUCCCAAAUAUGAA
Thrips palmi is the source of this 2690-nucleotide messenger RNA. RefSeq names its product constitutive coactivator of peroxisome proliferator-activated receptor gamma-like. Bases 283 to 2460 code for a protein of 725 amino acids. The transcript is spliced from 14 exons. NCBI's taxonomy places the organism in Eukaryota, Metazoa, Arthropoda, Insecta, Thysanoptera, Thripidae. Gene Ontology annotation, cellular component: nucleus. The record is from RefSeq and is a predicted model, not a curated record.